UUGCCUCAGACAAGGAGACAUGCUGUCCUGAGUCCCGUUCCUGCAUUGGAUUAUUUAAUAUACGCUGAUUGAUAGAAGAGUAGCGCAGGGUCACUGUUUUCGUCAGUGCAUGUAUUUGAAUCUGCCUUGAACGACAUGGGUUUCGGCGCAAGCAAACCAGAUCCAGACUUCCCUUCAAUAACGCCGAUAUUGGUUCCCCGGACUCUGAAAGGUUAUCCACCUCCAAAGCCGUCUAGAUUGAAGAAGUGCGAUUUGGUCAAGUUCGAAAGUUUCUUGACCAUUGAUGCCAGGUCAAAAGCGAUCAUUGUGAGUGAUGAGACAACCUAUGGCCAGCUACAGACCUCCCUGACACGCGGUCUUGUCUCAGACUUGGAUAAGGUGCGCGCCAUCUUUACUUGGUUGGGCAGCCAGCAGAUCUACCACAGCUACUACCCUGGUGUCGUCGACCCCAUGACGCCCAGGGGAUACAUGAAGCUCAUGAAGAAAAACCUUGGCACCUAUACUGAGUUCUUCACGUUGUUAUGCAGAGCGGCAGACAUCCCUUGUGUGAUGAUACGAGGAAAGUGCAAGAGUGAGGAUUACGAGGCAGGGGAAGACAUCCCUGCGUGCAUGUCUUCCAAGUGGACGGCUGUCUAUGUAGAUGGAUUGUGGUGUAUCGUCCACCCAUUUAGGGCCUACUCAGGCAUCAACGGUAAGAACCAAGCCAACACACAGAGGACCGAGGUAGAACCAGACAGCCACGACUCCAUGAACAAUAAUGAUCACAACGUUGUUGAUGAAUUUUUCUUCAUCCCAGAUCCAGACGAUUUCAUGUAUUUCUGUUGGCCGGAAAAACCCGAAUGGCAGCUUGUCGAGAAGACUUGGACACUGGACGACUUCUAUGAAGCACCUUAUUUCCACAGUGCUUAUUUUACAUCAGGGUUGACGCUUUCAAGUGAACACAAAUCUUCAUUGACUUCUAAAUCGGGGAUGUGUCAUAUCAAGUUUAAUCACAAAUGCGGAACAUAUGCAAACGUGAGCUAUAUUCUGUUUGUGAAGCAGAACCUGAGCGGAAGAAUCCUCAACAACUCGAAACUCGAAAUGUAUGUCUGUAAAGAAGCAAAAGAUGAUCACAUCAACAUAUACGUCCGCCUCCCUGUCCUGGGCGUCUACAAACUUGUCAUCUAUGGAGGACUUACGCACAUGCUGAAUCCACUAGCAGAGUUUCGACUGGACUGUUUUGAAAGAAACAUGAUGAAUAAUCCAUUCCCAAUUCGUUCCUCCCUUGGCUUUGGUCCUGGACAACGUUCUGUUGGUAUGGGACUUCGAUGUGUAUCACAUCCCGAGGGUGUUGUGCCAAUACGUGCCACGAGGACUGAUAUAUUUGACUUCCACCAUACCCAUCCGAUGGAAGUUGAAGCGGUCCUACGCCAUCACUCCUUACCGGCAGGUGACUUGAGAGCAUUGGUGAAGAAGGUGAUUGCCAAAAAUCGUGUUGUGUUCCAUGUCAGUGUUCCUGAAGAUGAAAUAGAUGAUGACGAGUUCGCUCUACAGGUGUUUGUGAGGAUGCCCCACACUAACUACACCUUAGUCAACGUCCUGAACUUCCUCCUCACAGUCCAUCCGGACAUGUAUGAGAUAGAGCAUACGCCAACGCAAGACAGGAAAUGUGUUCUGGAUCUGGUGAACUGGGAACAUCUAGAACAUCUUGCGACAACCCUCGACAAAGUCGACCGUGACACAAAAUGCUCCAAUGUCAACGUAGCCGAGGAUAUGACAAUCUGCCUUAAUAACAACAGUCCAGUGUGGGCAUCACAGGAAGGUUACUCACGGAAUCACCUCUCCAGCGCCAUGAACAACAGAAACAGGAAGCAGCUGGAAAUGGCUCUGCAUGGACUCCAUUGUAAUGGUCAUCUGAAUACCAGCCUGAAGCCAGAAAUGGCCGCACUUGCUUUCUUGUACGAGGAAGAAAUCAAGAAAAGAAGGUCUGCCAACGAUCUGGACAGCUUGAUGAAGGCGAUCGCUGAAUCCAGCGAGUCUGUCGUCAGUGAGAACUUGGAAUCUUCCCCAGUAGUGCAAUCGGCCCGAGACUUCCUGAGUCGACAGUUGCGUGUGAAGCAAUAUAACAUGGUCAUGCAAACGCUAACAUCACAGACUGUGACCGAUGUGGCUGACUGUCAGCGUCCUAAUAACAUCUGUUUUGUGGUCUUAAGGUCAACGUACCUUCUACUGGGAGAAGAUAGGCCAUUGCAGACGUGGUCUGAUGUUCAGCACCUGCUUCGGAUAAAGGGGCAUGAUAGUCUUAUCAACCGGAUAAGCCGCUUCAGCUUAGACGCUCUCAGUAAUAAAGUCAGCGAUGAGGUCAAGGACACGCUUUCUAAGUUCAAGAUCGAAGAGGUCAAGGCCACGGGAUCAGCCGUUGCGGCUUUUUAUCUAUGGGCGCUGGGGGUCGUGAUGGAAGUCGGUUGAAGAAGAAACUCCACCGCCACAACAAAUGUACAAAAU
Haliotis rufescens (red abalone) is the source of this 2484-nucleotide messenger RNA. Its product is annotated as hillarin-like. The record is from RefSeq and is a predicted model, not a curated record. Bases 136 to 2448 code for a protein of 770 amino acids. The transcript has 9 exons. Lineage: Eukaryota; Metazoa; Mollusca; Gastropoda; Lepetellida; Haliotidae.